CCUGGAUAUGGACGACGGGACCCUGAGCUUCAUUGUGGAUGGACAGUACAUGGGAGUAGCUUUUCGGGGACUCAAGGGCAAAAAACUUUAUCCCGUAGUGAGUGCCGUCUGGGGCCACUGUGAGAUCCGCAUGCGCUACUUGAAUGGACUUGACCCGGAACCCCUGCCGCUCAUGGAUCUCUGCCGCCGCUCGGUGCGCCUGGCCCUGGGGAAGGAGCGCCUGGGUGAGAUCCACGCGCUGCCGCUGCCCGCCUCCCUCAAGGCCUACCUCCACUACCAGUGAUGCUACAGCCGGGACCGCCAGCACGACCGCCCCCACCCACCCCAGUGCCAACUCACUGAGCCACCGCCGCGCCCCGCGCCCUGGACCGGCGUCUGCGGCAUGGAAGUCCUGCUCUUCCUCCCCAGCCUCCCCGGCUGCCCCGCCGGACACAGACUGCUCUGGACACGGGCCCCUCUGUCCCCCUUCCGGACACUGGCAGAAGUUCCCCGCAUGCCGCAUCACCGCCCCUUCUGGGAAGAGGACCCAGAGGAUAAACUCCUACACUGAGCUCCGAUCUGCUCUCGGGGUGGCCUGGGUACUCCCGCACCUGCCGGGCCCCACGGCGCCGAGAGUAGAUCCCGGGGGUGCUAAGAGGUGCUUAGAUGAGGGCCGGUGCCCGCCCAGUGGGGCAGCCGCGCCGGACGAAGCUCAGGACGUCAGAAGCUCACCGUGGCCACCGAGGCAGAAACCAAACCUGGACCUUCCCCAGGCACGUGAGCACCCAGCAUCAGUCCUGGCUGUCGGUGCCCCUGUACCCUGUAUUUAUUCUUUUAACAAUAACAAAAGCCAUUUAUUUAUUCCAUUUAGAAAGGACACCUUGUUCGGGUCACCUCUCUCUGGAGUGUUCUGUUGCUUUUCUUCCGCCUGCCCCUCCCUGGGGUGUGUGUGCCUCACCUGGCCUUUUCGCUGGGUCGUGUCUGUCGUGUGUCCCCACGUGGGCACAGGGGUGUCUUUGUUUGGGUCCCUUGACCUACAGUUUCCAGGGGGCUCUGCUCCGAGUGCCCGCGUGGGCCCCUGAGGGGGCAUCAGCCUCACGUGCAAUAUGAGUGCCUUGGGGGACCCGUCUGCACGGGCAGUGGCGGCUCCCCGUAUCUCUCCAGGCAGCCACCCAUCGCUAGGGCUCAUCCGUCUUUGCACAUGGUUUCAUUUCUUUAGUCUUCUGUGGGGUUUUUCAGUGUGGGUUGGGUUUUGUUUUUGCUUUCCUACCUGAGAUUUGCCACGUGCAUCCUCGGAAGCUCUAGCGUCUCUGAAGACCACCCGAACCGAGACGGGGGGAUGAGUGAGUCUUCAUCCCCUGAGAGGCCGGGGGCAGGGCGGGGUGGGGGAGACCAGAGCGGAGUUGCGUGUCCUAGAAGCCGGUGCAGGUCUCCGCUUGGUGCCCCUGUCCGGGUUCAUCACGGUGCCCCAGAGCCGUGAGGUGGGGCAGGGGGGUCGGGGCGGGCAGCCAGCAGGAGAGGGACGCACCCUCCCGUGCACAACUCCCCCAUGUAGCAGACCCCAGCACCCGCCUCCACAGUCACCGUUUCUUAUGUCUUGAAGUCGACUCUCUUAGGAUCUGCCUUCUGUUCAUUUCUGUACAGGUACAGUAGAUGACUUUAUUUGUUUAAAAUGUUUAAUAUAUAUGCAUAUAUAUUUGUCUGUAAGAAUUAUGUUUUAAACAGCUGCUGUAGGGUACCUUUAAAAAAAAAAAAAGUCUUCCAGUGGAGUAUAUUUUUUAAAGCACAAAAUUGGUGCCAAGACUGGGUGAGGAAUGUAAAUUACCCCCUUAUUAUUUGGAGGUUUUAUGUCCCCCAGCGGGUGGGGGGAACCUAACCUGUAAGACUUUUAAAGAUUUUCCUCACUCCUGUUUCGGGGUGGGUCAUGUUCUGAUGAAUGUUACACAUGAGAGGGUCUCACUUAUACAGAUCCCAGCCUUAUUGCCUUGACCCAGCCGUCUCCCACAGACGCUGGACAAAUCACCGGGCCCCUUGUCAUCUCUCUGCACCUCCCACCCCCCAGCUCCCUGAACCUCAACCCCACCCUUCUUUCCUCUCAGCCCAGAGCCUUGUGGCCUGUACAGUUUUGAAACUCCCGUUGAUAUUUUAUGAUGGUUGAUAAUAGUCAGUAACCUAAUAAAGGAAAGUUUAUUAAAAUA
Molecule: messenger RNA, 2177 nt
Organism: Balaenoptera acutorostrata (minke whale)
Lineage: Eukaryota; Metazoa; Chordata; Mammalia; Artiodactyla; Balaenopteridae
Gene: SPSB1
Product: splA/ryanodine receptor domain and SOCS box containing 1
Exons: 2
Coding region: 144-1061 (305 amino acids)
Biological process (GO): proteasome-mediated ubiquitin-dependent protein catabolic process
Cellular component (GO): SCF ubiquitin ligase complex
Molecular function (GO): protein binding
Source: RefSeq, a predicted model, not a curated record